UUUUAAGAGCUUAACAGGUGUUGUGACAGUGAUAGUGAUUUUGGGCUGUUUUUUCAGUCAGUAGUGUAACUUCCGGUCUCACCUGUUCGGCAGGUAUCAAACAUGGAGGACAAAUACAAACCAGCGACAUAAACGCGACUAAUAUUUGCUCAGAUAUCUGCUGAUAUUCACUCAUAAUCCCUCGCAUGUGAUCAUAUAUGUCCAGUUAUUUGUCAUGGAUGUGAACGGAAGCUCGUUUAAAGGAGGUUUAUCGUGUCUUGUCGUCGGUUUCGUGCUGUUGAGGAGCGUGUGUAGUAUCUCCGUAAAGGCUCCAGCAGAGAUCAGCGUGGUCAGAGGAGCCACCGUCACCCUGUCCUGCUCCUUCACCUCCUCCAGUUCCAUCACCAGCCUCAUGUCCAUCGACUGGACCGUCAGACACGAGAGCGGUGGUCCUGCCAUUCUGUUCUUUCACUUCUCGUCUCAAGCGUACCUGCCGAAUGAGGAUUAUUUUAAGGGUCGUGUGAAGUGGGUCGGCAGCCCGUCGCGUGGCGAAGCAUCAAUCCAGCUGCUGAACGCCUCGCUCACUGAUAACGGCACAUACACCUGCGCUGUACGCAACCCUCCUGAUGUCCACGGACACCCGGCCCAGACCGUCCUCACGGUCACACCGCAGAGACGCUCGCUGGCGUUCACGGAUGUCGGCGUGUUGCUGGUGUUUGUUCUGGUGCCGUCAGGAAUCAUCACGCUGGUGCUGCUGGGUCGAAUCCUGUGUCCGUGCUGGUCCGUGCCAGAGAAGAGUCCCGCCGCGGCCCAUCACUCGCCCAUCGAGGAGGCCUCUGGUGAUGAGCGUUUCUACGGCCAGACGCAACAGAAACACACCCUGUGCUGCUGCUGCUACUUUAAGGACUUUGAAUAUGAGGACGACUACAUGCAUGAGAAACCGCAUGAACACACCUUCACCGAGUCACAAGAUGCUGUUGUGAGGGAAAGUGAAUCAGUGUUUGAACACGUGGGUGGUUUGACCUUCACAGACGCAGAAGAACAAGAAGAUGUUUUAAGCGUCACGAGAACAGCGCGCAGCUCUGAUGAAGAUGUUCUGCUGGGGGCCGAAAGAGUCCUGGAGGAAUCGGCUGCUCAAGAACCCCCGACAGCCGGAGAGAAGGGGUCCCGAGGAGCGAUUCAGAGCUGUUAUCAUGUGAACGGCGCUCUGGAGACGCUGACGGUCACUUCAAAGCCUUUAGGCUUUGUUUUAGCGUGA
Molecule: messenger RNA, 1237 nt
Organism: Sinocyclocheilus rhinocerous
Lineage: Eukaryota; Metazoa; Chordata; Actinopteri; Cypriniformes; Cyprinidae
Product: myelin protein zero-like protein 3
Exons: 8
Coding region: 215-1237 (340 amino acids)
Cellular component (GO): plasma membrane
Source: RefSeq, a predicted model, not a curated record